GAAAACACUGAUAUGUAUCCGAAUGCAUUAUCAAUGUACCUUCUAAAGGAAGGCAAAUGGAAGAUUCCAAAAGAACAUAUUACGAAGUCAUUUAACCAACGAUCCAUCGAGUAUAUUUACGAGAAGGAUUUGACUGCUGAUUUUAAACGUGGAUUGUGGUUAGAACUGCAGAAUGACACACAUAUGGCCUUCAGAUCUCCCAGAUUGACCGAACUUGGUGAAAAGAGAGAACGCUCCAGAUGUGUUAAUAGUUCUGGCGGUGACAGUGAUUACGACGAUGAUAGUGAUGUUGAAGAUAUUGCAUUUAAUGAAUACGAUAGCCACAUGGACAAGCCAGAAGGAAGAAGAAAUGCAAAAGAACUGAAUGUGUCAAUAUCUGAAUUGUACGGGCUUAUAUUUUUGGCCCUUUUACAAAAACAGUAUUGGAAUGGAGCCAAACAGUUAAUUGAAACUGGAUGCUGUUUGCAGAAUCAAAUGAAUGCUAUUAACAAGAACAUCACUUUUGAAACAUCUUAA
Mytilus californianus (California mussel) is the source of this 516-nucleotide messenger RNA. RefSeq lists its product as uncharacterized. Lineage: Eukaryota; Metazoa; Mollusca; Bivalvia; Mytilida; Mytilidae. The transcript has 5 exons. The coding region runs from base 13 to 516 and encodes 167 amino acids. The record is from RefSeq and is a predicted model, not a curated record.